AGUAACGACCACUUCUUGAGGUCUGAACGACGUCGUUGGUCUCCUUAUUUAUGUGCUGAGAUCCCUUAACCGAGUCGAGUGAAAGGAAGCUCGACUCGGGUUGACUCGUCCUCUGCAUCCUGUGACAGCUUCAAGCCUCUGUUGGUUCUCCAUCAAUGUCGAUCAUCACUUGCAGCUGUGCUUCAUAGAGAUCAUGUCCGAUUACAAGAAGGAUCUAAGGAGGAAGUAUUUCGUGGUGACGGGAGAGGAACCCAACGAGGAGAUGAUGGAGAAGAUAACUUCAAGGAGUGGUGGGGUCGAGUUGAUGUUGACGGCGGCGGCGGCGGCGAAAGGGAGGAACACGGGGGACUUGCAAAGAGAGGAGAGGCACCAAGCAGUGCUGGAUAGACAGAGGAGCUUGACGAACCUUUACGACGGCUGCACAAGCUUGCGCCUCCAUUGCUGGGAGACAGAUCGAUAUCGAUCACUCCUCCGCUGGCGCCGCCUCUUGGGUACAGCUUUCGCAGUUGGUAAACGUAGGGGGUGGGUGGAAAGGUAGAAGAUACUGGUUGGCGAGCGACGAAAGUUUGGCAAUCGGGGAGGAUCGGAAAGGGAAGGGAAGAUCGACGGCAACCACGAUGAAGAAGAUGAGGAGGUUAGAGAUGGGGAUGCAUUGGAGAUUGGGAAUGGUUGAUUGGGUUUUUUAGGGAGGUUAGGUCAAGAACGGGUCACGGGUUGGGUUUAAUGAUGCGGAGGGUUGGUUUUAAGUUUUUUAUUUAUUAAAAUUGAGUGAUUGUACAUUUCUGUUAUCCACGUCAGCAAAAAAUUGACGUCGUUAACGAAGACUAACGGAAAGUACGGAGAGUGACCAAACUUAAAAUGUUUAACUAAUCAUAGUGACGACGAAUGGAAUUAAAUAUUUCUAGUGGCU
Molecule: messenger RNA, 910 nt
Organism: Linum trigynum
Lineage: Eukaryota; Viridiplantae; Streptophyta; Magnoliopsida; Malpighiales; Linaceae
Source: the annotation of a GenBank genome assembly